CGGGACACGUGAUGAGAUUGGGCGGGGCAUCAAAGUUCAUAUCCCAGAGUCCUUUGCACCUACUCCCUUUUUCGACUCCUUGUUGAGCAAAGAUGUCGAAGCGAGGACGUGGUGGGUCCUCCGGUGCGAAGUUCCGGAUUUCCCUGGGUCUUCCGGUCGGAGCCGUGAUCAACUGUGCUGACAACACGGGAGCCAAAAAUCUGUAUAUCAUCUCUGUGAAGGGAAUCAAGGGAAGACUGAACAGACUCCCUGCUGCUGGCGUGGGUGACAUGGUGAUGGCCACAGUGAAGAAAGGCAAACCAGAGCUCAGAAAAAAGGUACAUCCAGCCGUGGUCAUUCGACAACGAAAGUCAUACCGGAGAAAAGAUGGCGUGUUUCUCUACUUCGAAGAUAAUGCAGGGGUCAUAGUAAACAACAAAGGUGAAAUGAAGGGUUCUGCUAUCACGGGACCAGUUGCAAAGGAGUGUGCAGAUUUGUGGCCCAGGAUUGCAUCCAAUGCGGGCAGCAUUGCAUGAUUCUUUGGUUUAUCCGUUUAAAAAAGUAAAAAUUAUUUGCUCCCAA
This is a messenger RNA of Suricata suricatta (meerkat), 561 nucleotides long. It is a transcript of the gene RPL23, whose product is annotated as ribosomal protein L23. The transcript has 5 exons. Gene Ontology annotation, molecular function: large ribosomal subunit rRNA binding; structural constituent of ribosome. The coding region runs from base 93 to 515 and encodes 140 amino acids. Gene Ontology annotation, biological process: translation. Lineage: Eukaryota; Metazoa; Chordata; Mammalia; Carnivora; Herpestidae. The record is from RefSeq and is a predicted model, not a curated record. Gene Ontology annotation, cellular component: ribosome; cytosolic large ribosomal subunit.